Molecule: messenger RNA, 1479 nt
Organism: Fibroporia radiculosa
Lineage: Eukaryota; Fungi; Basidiomycota; Agaricomycetes; Polyporales; Fibroporiaceae
Exons: 2
Coding region: 1-1479 (492 amino acids)
Molecular function (GO): protein binding
Source: RefSeq, a predicted model, not a curated record
AUGUUGAUGCCAUUCAACCUUCGUCUCCAGGGUCCUCUCCAUAUCGACAAGGCGCUCGCACAGAGCAGCAUGUUCCCUCUGGACAGUGGAGUAUGCAUGCCACUGUUCAGGUUGCCAUCUGCGGGUCCCAUCUGUCACGCUGAGCGUCCCAAAAUGCCCCGCCGCGAGCUCCCAGUUGAGCUGUAUGACCACAUCCUCGACUACCUCUGGGACGACCAGCGCACGCUGCUCGCCUGUAGCCUCACAUGCCGCGCCUGGGUGCCCACCACCCGCCUCCACCUCUUCGAGAUCGUAGUCAUCAGAGGUCCAGAGGACUGCGCAUGUCUCCAUAGGGUGCUUGAGACCUCUGCAGCGGGGUCGACGCGAGUCGCAGACUACGUCCGCGAUAUCAGCAUCAUUGACCCAGACCCUAUCGAUCGGGACGCCGGGGUGCAGCCGGCGGAGGAGAGCACGCGAUGGCUGUGUCGCUGGAUGCCCAAGAUACUCCCCAAAUUGAAACGGGUCGAGUGCCUGCGCUUGGAGCAUAUUGACUGGGAGCUGCUCGCUGCGAAUGAGGGCACGAAGAACUGCAUCCUCUCGUUCUGCCCCGGGCUCAAGUCCCUCCACUUGUCGUCUGUCAUGUUCGCGACGUCGGACGCGCUCCUGCAGACGAUCAUGUCGUUUCCAUCGCUCAAUUCUCUCCAGAUGGCGUACCUCGUCUGGUGGGGCGACGUCUCCGACUCAUCGGCCCAUCUCCCCGGACAGGACGCAAGCCCUGAGAACGGCAAGACGAUCAUCCGUGAACUGAAGAUGGAUUCACUCUACGAUCCCACCGUCGUGCUCAACUGGCUGCUCAAGCCUCCUUUCGAGCUCCAGCUUCGCAAGCUGGAGUGGGGCUCCAGUGCCCAGCCGUCGCAGCGUCCCAUCCUCCUAGAGACCUUGCGCCUCUCCGAGACCACACUCGAAGACUUGCGACUGGCUGUUUGGGCCGAGACUUGUGAGCUAAAGCGUACUUGUGCCUCAUCCUUCCCCUUACCUCGUUCUUCCCUGGCAGUCCUCGCGGAUGUGAAUCUUGCCCGGUUCCCCCGAUUAAAAUACCUCGACGUCGGCAUCCAGAACCCGCUCGUCGCCCGGAAUGCAUGGUACCCUGCCGUCCCCGAGUUCUUGGCCAUGAUAUCUUCCACCCGUCUACGGGAGAUCAAGCUGCGCUUCAACCUCUUCAACACGUCCGACGCUGGGUUGGACUUCAUGGACUGGCGACGCAUGGACGAGGUCCUCGUCUUCCUGCAUCAAAAUCUUCCCAUGCUAGUGUUUGGCUUCCAUUUUCACAUUCAGCUCCAUCCAGGGAGUGUUAUGCCUAACGUCGCUUGCGCUCUGACAAGCCGGCUGCCUGCAGCUCGAGCCGCAGGCCUGCGCAUGAAAGUUGUCGCGGGCGGUAUGAUCCGCGAGGGAAGGGGCCAAGCCAUUCCCGAUAAAGAAGACUGGAUCCCCAUGUCAUAA